CCAAUGAGAAAAUAAUUUGCGUUUAUUUGCCAUAUGAUUAUUUUAUUAUUGAAACUGACCGAUGUCACGUGCUUGUUUACAGGUCCAGGAUCUGUUACUAUUCAUGAAAUUGCUCUAAAUACGUUUCUGGAACGAAACGGUAUUUGGCGACGAUCAAGAAGAGGGUGCGUAUAAGCACAUACAUGAAUCAAACCGGCUCGAUGACAUCAUGGCUGCAGUGUUAGCAUCGAUAGACGUACUCCCGGUGGCAGGACUAAACGUGAGCAAUAGCACGGAGCAGGACUUUGAAUAUGACGAUGCAGUGUUCAGGCCACAUGUCCACAUGGCAGAUAAACUGUGGGCCGUCGGUAGCCUCCUGCUCGUGUGUAUCGUCGUCCUAUUUGCCGUGUCACAUUCGCAGAUGUGGAAGUCACGAUACUAUGACGUGGCAACACCCGAGGGUGUCUUCAACCCUAACGAGAUUGUUGACACGGAGAGCGUUGCAGUGCUCAUUCAGAAAAAGCUGAAAUAUAUCAGACAGUUUAAGCAGAAGUGGCGAAAUCGGCGACAAGCGAAAAUGCAAGAUUCGAGAAGUGCUGAUGAGAUAGCGGUGUUACUUCAUUCCGGGAUGGAUGAUGACGAUGAUGAUGAGGAGGAUGAGCUGUUUUCCAUAAACCUCCUCAAACAGCUCUAGCAUUGGUAGGAAUUCUCAUAACCUCUGAUAUCAACUUAGGGACCAUCUUCGUAAAAUAACCGCAUUCGCCACUUAUGUAUAUAUUGUAAAUCAUCAUAAAAUGUCAUUGCUUGGUGAAUGAAAGCAUAGCUGACCGCUAUGAGGCAGUAUCAUAAGUAUUAUAAACAGUAUAAGUACUAUAUGUUGUAGGUGAAUUUCACUGUUAUAAAGAGAACUGCUAAUAAUGAGGGUUACAGCAGCUCUUGGAUCUGGCCGGAUAGUUCCUGGCAGAACCCCAAUUUUUCAGAGUUACAGUUUCAGCCAAAUUGUCCGUCAGGUCUGAAUCUCUACGCGAAAAAUAUGGCGUAUACAGUAGUUGUCCAGAACUCUAACUUAUUCCUAAUUUUAUUUCCGUUGCAAGAAACAUCUUACUGGCAGGCAAUUAUAGGUUUAGCAUUAUACUUCUUGCCUAAUUGAACUCCAUGAAUAUCUAAAAUUACCUCUAUUAAGGGAGAUUUUCUCUUGCACUGAAAGCAGUGUACUCAUACACCUAGGAAGCAUCUUGUACUUAGAACUUCUAGCAUAGUCUUUACCUGCCUUGUGCAUUGUCAUGUUGAUUUUCAGUUAAGGUUCCUGUUUCGGUUCCGGCUGGAACUUUAAAAUUCAGAUCAGAAUCAAAAGUUUUACAGCGUAAUAGUAAGGUCUUUUUGGCACAAUUACAGGCCUUUAAACUUAUAUAUGGUGGAGUCUUUUGAAAUAAGUGUGUGACACUUGACUAUCUAGAUGCGACUGAGUGUACUUAUUGAUGAGAUGAAAAAUACUGAUGAAUUUUAUUCUGUGUCUGUGCCAAAUCCUGAUGCAUGAUUACAUCUUGAUUGGUCUGCUGCAUCUUUGUGAGUUUAAUGUACAAACUGUGUCAGGUUGAAGAAUUUGCUGCUGCCUACUGUGCAGUGUAAAUCAAAUAUAGAGCGUUAGUACUAGAGCUGCAAUGAAAUGCCUAAUCCACGAUACAAUAUAUAUCACGAUAUUUGGGCCAUAAUACAUUAUGUAUUAAAACAUGGUACAUAAUAUGUGCAGUUAUUAAACCUUAGUAAUGCUCAUAGGGUCUAUGUCCUUCAGGGUACUGCCGGAACGUACCCUGGGUACAGUCCGGUAUACCG
This is a messenger RNA of Priapulus caudatus, 1812 nucleotides long. RefSeq lists its product as uncharacterized. The transcript is spliced from 3 exons. The record is from RefSeq and is a predicted model, not a curated record. NCBI's taxonomy places the organism in Eukaryota, Metazoa, Priapulida, Priapulimorpha, Priapulimorphida, Priapulidae. The coding region runs from base 209 to 673 and encodes 154 amino acids.